AUAAGGAAUUCCGGUUACAAAGUUGAUUCACAACACAGCAAGCAUAAGAGCUGCAUCGGCCUGUUUGAAAAUGGUUGUUUCAAAUUUCAAAAUGCGCGAAUCACAGGUUGUAAGCUCCCAGAGAAUCCAGGCAGUUAAAACCAAUGCAGAGAGCAGCCUGGAGAGGUUCAAGGCCUAUGCAGUCUUCCAGGAGAUAAAAAAGAAGCUGGAGGAGGAUGGAGAGUCAUUUGUGAAGAAGAUUGGGGGGGUGUUUGCCUUCAAGGUAAAGGAUGGUCCGGAUGGUGAAGAGGCGAUCUGGAUAGUGGACGUGAAGAAUGGCAAGGGCUGCGUUCACAAUGACACAGCAAAGAAAGCGGACUGCACCAUUGCCAUGUUGGAUGCAGACCUGCUGUCCUUGAUGACGGGGAAAAUGAACCCACAGACAGCGUUCUUCCAGGGCAAGCUGAAGAUCACAGGGAAUAUGGGAAUGGCCAUGAAGCUCCAGAGUUUGCAGCUGCAGCCAGGCAAAGCCAAGCUGUGAGGUAGAACCUGGGGCUACAGUCAGAGGUUACCUCCCUAGCACUAUUCUAGUAUCAGAUCUUCAUAUCCUAACCUGAACCACUAGGGUUUACAACAACAAAACUGGUCCUAGACCUGCACUAAGGGGUAACUUCUACCAUUUCUCUAGCUCAACAGCAGCCACCCCCAUCCAACUCUAGUAGUGUGAGGAGAGGAAGGACCCGCACUGUAGUAAGAGAGAAUGUGAGGAGAGAAGGAUGAGAUGGAAUAAUGGAUGAAGAGAAAGACUGUUCUCCCUUUCGCUCUCUCUGACCCCACUGUCUUUUUCUAAUAUAUUAAUGACCAGAACACACUAGAGAGAUAUACUAUAUGGGUGCACUCUAAUCUCACUCUCCCAACUGUAUAGUUAGGGGGCUAAGCCUGCAAAUCUGGGUGAAACCCUAUUGUAUUUGAUGCCGUUUAUUAUUAUUAUUAUUCGGGUUCUUCCAUAAAUUGUGUGGAGAAAAAAAAUCUAAAUCACGUGAGUUGGCCCAGGAGGGUGGAUCUUUGCAAGAUGGUAAAGGACCAAACCCUCUCAUGCAAUGCCAUUCCAAUUGGCCACAUGGUGUCACUAUAGCAAGCGAUUGAAAAUGCUAACUUUGAAAGGUCAUAACCCUCACUCCUCGUCACCUAGAGUCCUAAAAUUUGCUACAUAGGACCCUCUCCUCACAAGGAACAAAUUUGCCUCCAGGACCCUGAAGGUCCACUAUGAUAGAUUUUCUGCCAUUUUUAGAAUUUUGUAAAAAAACACCACUCAACAUUAUUCCUCUGGCACCGAAUGACACAUCUGUACAACACUUGAUACAUGGCAUCUAUGGACCAAGCUCUCACAUGUUUUUCCAGGACAGCAUGUCAAACAACAUGGCUGCUACUGAUCAAUAAACAUUCAUGUGGAUGUGUUCUGGCACAUGAAUGCAUAUAACUCCGAAACCGAUAUUCGUAUUGUAACAACUUGGUACACAUGUUCCAAACACUGUCAAGACUCAACAUCUCAAUGCACAUUCAGAUCGACCAAACAAUGGCGCUAUAACGGGCACAUGUUUAUAUCUCUUGAUCCGUUGUAACUCAGACCGAUGAGUCUAGCUAAGUUAUAAAGUAUGAUUCAGUUUGGCCACAUGGUGGCAUUGUUGGACAGAAUCAUUAAUUCAAGCUCAUUGCUCAUAGAACCCAUAUUGUUUGAGAAAGAUUCUUGGAAAAUAUUACAUUAAAAGCGUAUUGCGUGAUCUGUUUGAUUUUGAGUUCUGAUAAUUGGCAAGCUUGGUAAGGAGUACAGAAGUAGCUCGUCCUAGGGCAGCUUUUCCAAUUUGUCCUGAUGGUUGCAAAGUGGUCCCACAGCUUGAACCCCGACAUUGCAUCUUCCAGCUAUAUUUUUAUAUUAAUUCAGUUUGAUUUAUUAUGACUCAGAGAAGAUCUGUUUGUAUGAAAAUUAUGUAAUGAAUUUAAUCAUGCCCCUCUCAUCUAGCAAUGUCUGAUCUUUUUUCCCCAAUAAGUUUCAUGUGGUAAUGGAUAUAUUAUCGCUCUUGACAUUUGGGACAGCAUAAUUAAUGUAUUGUACUAUCUCAGAGCUGUGCUAUAGUCAUUUCUCCUUAUUCAGCCUUUAUGAGAUAUAAAACACUGAAGUGCCUCUCAGGUGAGCAGUAUCCCCUGUUACUUCAUGAACAAGUGUAAAACUAUUGAUAAGGUCUCAUCUGAUUCAUAAAAUCUGAAAUGAACCUGAAUGGAUGAACCACUGAAUUAAUGUUACUGUGUUACUUUCAGCCAUGUUGUUGUGACUGUGACCACCUGAACGACUGAUGAUGCUAAAGUGAUUUCUCCUAAAUAAACGCUCUCUGUUACUUGCUAAUAAAUGCUGUUUAAAAAUGGUA
Molecule: messenger RNA, 2402 nt
Organism: Salvelinus namaycush (lake trout)
Lineage: Eukaryota; Metazoa; Chordata; Actinopteri; Salmoniformes; Salmonidae
Product: non-specific lipid-transfer protein-like
Exons: 5
Coding region: 71-520 (149 amino acids)
Cellular component (GO): cytosol
Source: RefSeq, a predicted model, not a curated record